Messenger RNA from Hermetia illucens (black soldier fly), 997 nucleotides. RefSeq lists its product as uncharacterized. The record is from RefSeq and is a predicted model, not a curated record. Lineage: Eukaryota; Metazoa; Arthropoda; Insecta; Diptera; Stratiomyidae. The transcript is spliced from 3 exons. Gene Ontology annotation, molecular function: sequence-specific DNA binding. Bases 110 to 910 code for a protein of 266 amino acids.
GUUGGUAGGACUGAUUUGUUGACAGUAAACAAAUUUGAAAGACAAACUGUCAGGCUGCGGAUGCCGUGGUUCUAUGUGGGAUUUUUAGUUCGUGCUUUAUUAGGAAAUAAUGAAUCAACGCAAAGUAUGUUCGUAUAAAGGGUGUAGUUCCAAGCAAGGUCCUGGCAUAACUUCGAAUGUAACCCUAUUCCAAUUUCCCCGAGAUGAAGCACGUCACAAACUUUGGAUAGAAUUGUCUCGAUGUGAGAAUAAGGAUGAUCCCGUGAAAUAUCUUUGCUCGAAGCAUUUCGACGAACGAAAGUAUAUAUCGAGAAAUCCAAGGAGAUUGCUACUCCUCGCACAUGCUGUUCCUUAUGCAUAUGAGUCGGAUACCGAAGAGGAGAUCAAUGAAACCGAGGUUGAGGUAGAAGAUGAGCAAAUUCAAGUGGUAACAUCACAAUACGCAGAGGCAGACUAUCUCAUGCCUGGCAUGGAUUUCGGGGAGACUGAAUGCAACUACGCAGAAUCUACCAUAAAUGAAGUGGAAUACGUACAAGACGAACCUCCGCCGCCGACAAAAUCCUAUGAAAAUUCCAGUAAAAAAAGAAAGUGGGACACGGACCCUGAAACUAGUAUGAUUUUGAAUGUUACAACGAACGAGGCAGCUUCAAAAGUUGAUAACAGCCUGAAAAGGGUAAAAGGGCCUAAAGCUUCAGCAGAGGAAGAAACUAUCGCCAAAAAUUCGGACGAAUUGGAAGAUUUAACGCUUGAUAAUCCAGACAUUACCACUUUCAUCUUUAAAGGAGAGGAAUACAUUCAGAUGCCGAAGAGUGUUUUCUUAGAGCAGAGAAAUAAGCUUCUGAAUAAUAUCCAGGAUUAUAAGGAUCUCUUGAUGAGUAUUAAAUCCCAAAUUGACUUGGCUAAGAUGUAAUUGUAGAAUGAUCUGGAAUUUUAUAUAAAUUUUAAUUUGCUGACUUUGUAUAUAAUAAGAAUAAUUAUAUUGUGAAGAAAAAUGUAA